Calidris pugnax (ruff) is the source of this 3041-nucleotide messenger RNA. RefSeq names its product EGF-like-domain, multiple 7 (gene EGFL7). Gene Ontology annotation, cellular component: extracellular region; cell surface. Gene Ontology annotation, biological process: anatomical structure development. Lineage: Eukaryota; Metazoa; Chordata; Aves; Charadriiformes; Scolopacidae. The record is from RefSeq and is a predicted model, not a curated record. Gene Ontology annotation, molecular function: calcium ion binding; signaling receptor binding. Bases 344 to 1285 code for a protein of 313 amino acids. The transcript is spliced from 9 exons.
CCACCUCCUGCCUGUGCGCGGCCGGCGGCCGGCCAUGCCGGGGGUACGAGGCGGGUGUCCAGGCCAGCCAGAGCUGGGGUGGCCAGGCGGGGAUGGUCGCCGGGAGCCAUGGGGGAGCACGGCAGCGGGCCUGCUCCUGGCGCGGCGGGGGACGGCGGGGCACCACAGUAAGAAACCAAGAUGCUCCAUAAGGAAAGGAUCCCUGCCCAGGACAAAUGACGGAGCACCACGAAUAAGGGUUCCCCGCUGAAGGGUGAGACAUGUGGUAGGAGCCAACGCUUCCCACCGAAGAGUGAGACUCCGUCGUGCCCCUCAGCCCAGGGCACCGCAGGAGAGACAGGACAUGUGCCGUGCUGGCUGCCUCCUCUCGGGACUCCUCCUCAUCCUCAGUGUGACCAACACGGACGCCUUCUCCCGGGCAGGCCGCAGAGUCUGUGCCGCGGCACCGCAGACCCAGGAGGCCACCUACACAGAGUCCCACGUCCAGCCCGUCUACCAGCCCUACCUCACCACCUGCCAGGGCCACCGCCUCUGCAGCACCUACAGGACCAUCUACAGGGUUGCCUACCGGCAGGCGUACAGGCAGCUGCCCCAGCCCACGGCCUCCUGCUGUCCCGGCUGGAGCAGGGCUAAUGGCCACACGCUCAGCUGCAACAGAGCUCUCUGCUGGGUGCCGUGCCAGAACGGCGGGACCUGCUCCUUCCCUGGUAGAUGCACCUGCCUGCCCGGCUGGACGGGGCGAGCCUGCCAGACAGACGUGGAUGAAUGUGCCGGGCAGAGCCACGGGUGCCACCAGCUCUGCAUCAACACGGCCGGGAGCUACCGCUGUGCCUGCCGGGAUGGCUUCACCCUCGCUGCCGAUGACAAGGCGUGCCAGCCCCUGGUGCCACCCCCUGAGCCAGAAACCUUCCGCCAAGCAGGUCCCCCCAGUGAAAUGACAGAAGAAAUGAAAGCCCUGAAGAGCAGAGUGGAAGCGCUGGAGCAGAAGCUCCAGUUGGUGCUGGCCCCCUUCCACAACUUCAUGCCAUCUGAGCCGGAGGACGUCGGUGCGGACCCCAUCAGCCGGUUGUCCCACUCCCUCCAGCAACUGGACAGGAUCGACUCCCUGAGCGAGCAGAUCUCCUUCCUCGAGGAGCGGCUGGAGACGUGUAAGUGCCUGGAAAAAGCAGGGGUGAAGCUUUUCCCUCCAUUCCCCUUGGCCACAGCGAGCAGAUGCCGGCCAGCGAGAUCAGUAACACAUAUGCCACUAUUAAUCUAUAUCUCCCUCAAGCUCAUCAGCCUGUAAUUAAUAAAAGAUGAACACAAACAGCCCAUUAGCUUCAUUUCAAAGCUGUUUCUAUGGCUGCACCAUCUGACUGCCCUUGUAGCAGCCAGAAAUCCUAAGAUGGGCACAGGGAAACGUGGCUCCGGGGCAGAAGCAGAGGGAACCCCCUGAGCAGUGGGUCAUGUCUCGCCAUCAGCACCCUCACCACCUGCCUUCCCUUCCUGUGGUGUUACAACUUCAUCCUUAGAAAAGAAACCUCCACUCUUAGGAAAUUAACAGUCCAAAGAGUCAAUCAGGAAAGUUUAGGGAGCGUGCAGAAGUUGGCAGAUUUACGAGCCUGGGAAGUUUUAGGGAUUUCUUUUUGAAGUCUGCAGAGCAGCCCUUUGCCAGGCAGUGGACCAGAGCGGGUUCCUAAGUACCAACCUCUGGAGACACUGGUGGGAGCUGCCAUGUGUGAAAUGGCCAUGGGCAGGGGGUCCUGCCUGGUGACCUCCCACAGGGCAGCAUCCCCUCAGCUCCCUCAGGUGGGUGCAAGGCUCUCCCUUAACUCAGAGCAGAGCACAAACCAAGUAACUCUACUGUAAUAGCCGUUCGUUUUCCCAUUAAAUAAUUCCAGUCAAACACACCCAGAAACUGGGCUCGGUGGGGCUGGCUCUGGUGUGCAGCAGCAGCCCCGUGCUAACGGCAGGGCCGAGGGUGUUUGGAAAGACUUCAGGGGAAACUGCCUUUCAGGGCAGAUCCAGUCCCAGUUCACUGCUCGCAGUAAUGGCUUAGAUAUAAAAGACUUCAAAGAACUUGUUUGAAGACUAAGUAGCUGCAAAUAGACACUUAGAAAACAUCUCAGAAAGGGGUAAUCAUCAGAAGGGCUGAGCAUUCCAGCAGACAGUUUCCUAGUAUUGCCCUGCACAUAUUAUUAGUGACAGGAAUGUGAGUGGUAUCACAAGGUAACGUGGAUUUACUCCAAGGGAUGACUCCAAAGUCCUGAACUUCACUUCUGCCAAGCCCGUUUGGGCAAGCAAAACUUGUUUUUGUCCCUCUCCCAGUUUCGAAAGGACACAAGGUUGGCCUUUCCUACCCCGGCAGCACCAGGGCUUGCAGGGCAACCCACAGAGCAUUCAGUAGCCACCCACUUUCUGUGCCUUGCAAGGCAUUUCACAACGGGAUACGAAGCUACACCUGCACCUUCCAAUUACCUGCCCUGUGGGGAUGUGUGUAAGGACUAAAAAUCAUUUUAUUUUCCUAAAACCAUCAGUGAAGGCACAAGAUUGGAGCUCGUUAAGCUGUAACCAUUUCAGCCCCUCUAAGUGUGAAUUACCCUCAGCUGGUCACCACCUGUUGAUGCUCAGCUGUGACACUUACACCCAGUCAGUGACAUGACAGACUCACAACAGCACGUAGCUGUGCCACAGCCACCCUGCGUGGUCCCUUCCCCGGCCCCUGGGGACUUCAGUGACCAGCAGCACCUGCUCCUGACUACUGUCACACAGAGCCACUGCCUGUGUGUCCCAGUCUCCCAUCCUAGAGCCACCAGUGUCACUGUCACUGCCUUUCCCACCUCCCUGGGACACUGCACAGGACUGUCGAGGACUGUGGUGUGACAGGGAGAGUGACAGUCCCAAAUAUGGUGGGACAGAGCCAGCUUGGGGGUGUUCAGCAAAGGGGAAGCAGCAAGUGUGGGUAACAUUCACAGAGGCUGAGGGCAACCUCCUCCUUCUUGGGGAAAGGGAUAACCCAAACCCAGGCUAACAUGGCUGGAUGGGAUUUUAUUUUUUUUGUU